This is a messenger RNA of Pomacea canaliculata, 6089 nucleotides long. RefSeq lists its product as uncharacterized. Lineage: Eukaryota; Metazoa; Mollusca; Gastropoda; Architaenioglossa; Ampullariidae. The transcript is spliced from 13 exons. The record is from RefSeq and is a predicted model, not a curated record. Gene Ontology annotation, molecular function: protein binding. The coding region runs from base 329 to 3874 and encodes 1181 amino acids.
GUGAACACAAGGACUGUUGACAGCGCCAACAUCCGGGUUCGCCGACGACGCAACGACAGCUUCGCCGACAUGGACAGGAGCUGACGACGCCGCCAUGGCCACCCUACACACACAGCUCGCCACUGACAAGCAGAUGACUGAACUGAGAUUCAUGGGGCCAUGAGGGUAACGGAAGGGGAGACCUUGAAACGGGUGUUCGUGGGGCGGGGGGAGGAGCUGGAGCGGCUGAAACUGGACAUCGGGAGCUGCAGGCCCACACACUCCUCCUGUAUGGACAGGCCCUGGUGGGCAAAACCUGCCUCCUGCUGCAGGCGGUGGAAGAACUUCGAUGCGAGAGAGAACAAGCAGGCCUCGGCGGGAAUUACGUCAUCACAGUCGACUGUUCCGCUGCCACGGAUUGGCCGGGAGUCAUGCUGGCGAUGUGUCAGGCCAUUUCAUUGGACGAGAACUUCGCCAACGAGAACCUCCUGGUAGGGGCGCUCCGCAAGCGUUUCGAGUCGGGCCGCACCAACACCAACACCAACGCCAGCACGAAUGGCGGCGUCUGCUGCUACUGUUGUUGCUGCUUCGCGUCAAUGGCCUGGAGUGCACGGGCCGUGACGUCGACAGCCUGGUGCAGUGCGCGCAUGCGCUGACCACCGCCGGCGUCACGACGGUGGUGACCUCACGUCGCCAUCUGCAGCUGCCGCAUUGCCUGGAGGUUCCGCCAUUGACUCCCGACGACGCCCUGCAGCUGCUGCGUCACCAUGCGCCAGAGGUCAACGUCACGGCUUACGCCGACUUGGUCAAGCGACACUGCCAUGGGUUGCCACCCUUGGUGGCGCGGAUGGCUCGGCUGGUCAGUGGCCAUGGUGACUUCGCAUUGUCACCUGCCGAACUUUCACAGGCGCUGGCAGACGACCCCGGCCUGCUGGUGGAGGGACUGGAGAAGGAAGGCGACAUGAUGUUCAAGAGCAUGAGCCCGGAAAUACGUGAUCACGUGACGCAGAUCGUGCAGCUGCUCGGGGGCCGCUUCUCGCUGGAGCUGCUGCGUGCGGUUACGGGUGACGAGGAGGACGCACCCAAGGCUAAGGUCGUUGUUCGACGCCUGUGCGACGAGGGGCCGCUGAUCAUCAACACCACCUCCCAGCAGUUGUGCGUGCAGCCGCUGCUGGUGCAUCACAUCCGCCGCAUGGGCCACAUGAACGCAGACGACCAGGCCAGGUUCCGCGUCAUGACCUUUCUGGGUCGAGUACUCUCUCACGCGGAGAACAAGUUAUAUUUGCAAGGCCAGGACACCAUAUACGGCCAUCUCCAUGGCGACUGGCCGCACCUUGAACACCUGCUACGACAGGCGAUACACUGCACCUGCAACACGUACCCGGCUUUCCUCCAGGUGGCGCUGGGAGCUGACCGCCUGCUGGUGAAGUGCUACCCGCAGGAGGCGCUGCAGUUCUACAAGGACAUGUCGGUGGCCGCCGUUAGGUUCGGCACUUCUCACGACCAGGCUGUGCUGCAGGGGCUGAUGGGAAUGGCCAUCACACAAGGACAAGCAGGCACGGAGUGGGAGGACGCCUUGCGCUUCUUCGACAAUGCCCUGAGCGUGCUGCAGAGAGACCGCAGCUCCAUUCGACUUCUGCAGCUGCUGUGUGACACAGGCAUCGCCUACUUCCGGUUGAGCCGCCAUCAGGAAGCCGACAGGUAUUUGAGACAAGCGCUGGAGGUCAGCAUUGACACAGAUGUGGAGGAUGAACGACAGCUGGAGUUUUUACUUGUUCGCAUUCGAUGUUUUUUGGCUCUCCCCGCCAUGUUUAGAGGCUACCUGGAGGAGAGCAAGCAGCUGCUGCUGGAGACCUUGGAGCUAUGUUCGCAAGUCAUGCCUCAUCACCCAGAUAAAGCUAUCCUCGUCAACAGCCUCGGCCUUAACUAUGAACGCAGUGGCGAGAACCAGGACCUGGCUCUACAGUACUACCUGCAGUCUCUGGCGGAGAGGCGCCAGUAUGCCUCAGUGGCCGAGGGCGACUUGGUGCCGACCCUCAACAACGUUGGGAUGCAGUACUGCAGACGACACAACUUUGAUUUAGCUUUAAGGUUCUUGGAUGAAGCAGCUGAUAUCAGAACCCGCUGUGGAAGAUGGCAUUACUACACAGCACUGACUCAGCAACACUUGGGCCAGGUGUGUAUUCAGAGGGGGGACUUCCGACGGGCUCACGAGCACCUUGCCGAAGCCGCGUGCGUGUACGCCCGUUGCACGCCGGGACAUGAUGUGCGGUGCAAGGUGGCGCUGUGCCGCGCGCACGUGCACAUCACGCCACCGUGCCUCGACGUGGCGGAGACGAGGAAGCAGCUGCAGCUGGUGAAGGAGCUGGCCGACAAGUGCGGCGACGACUUGAGCGACUCCGGGCUGAUGGUCCUGCUGUCGGCGGUCGAGCACUCCAUGCAGCUGCUGGGCUGGCGCUCGAGAGACGCCAUCUCCCUCUUGACAUCAAUCAGAGAGCGCCUGAGUCGUUUUGAUGGUGACACCUCGCAGCAACUCCGUGACCAUCAGAAUAUUUUGGACGAAGCGACUGCCGUGGCAACUGCGCCGGAAGUGGCGCCAGAACAGAGCGAGAUACUGGCGAUGCACGUACAGGACGCGUGCCAGAUGUGCGUGUCCAUGAACGAAUGCACCGAUGUGCGCGCCCUCUGGCGGGACGCGGAGACGGUGGUGCAAGACAAGAGGAAGGUGCUGGACAGGCUACGGUCAUCAGGCACCGUCACUCGUGUCCUGCGAUUGCCUGCUGCGCAGCAGGAGACGAGCGGUCGCAGGAGUGCCGCCACCGCAGCAACAGCGGAAUCAUUGGAAAGGCGAUCGACGAUUAGCCGAGUCCCCUCCGAGUCCGUGGACACGUCGUCCGAGUCCUCCCGACAGUCCUCCUUGACUCACGAUGGUGACCCCAGCGACAGGCUGACCGUGCCGCAACAGGAGACUUUACGUGACCAAGACCAGGCCAGUUCCCUUGCGGUCCUCCUCCCGAAAGACUCCUCCAAACUGUGGAUUAAAGAGGAGAUUGACUCGUACGUCAAUGCUGUUCAGAGUCCCACCGAACUUCAGCAGACUCAUGUGAACCCAGAGGUCGUAGGCGUCUGGCCUGCUGUUGCAGCAGGUGUCAUGCAGCCUCUAAACAUCCACGCGGCAGCGCCCACUUCAUUCCAGCCGCAUGAUGACGUCAGCCAGGCAUUGUCGCGCGCGCCUCCCUUGACGCCUGAAGAGAGGGCGCGGAGCACGGUGCUGGCGGAACAAGAGCGGGCCAUGGAGAAGCUGGCGUUGCUGGAGGAGUCACCUCCCCACCACGACUUCCGGCCAUCCGACUCCGGACGGACAGGAAAGAUGGGGCAGACUUCCGAGAUCGGACUCAGGAAACCGACAACACCCGCAGUCCAUGGCCUUGGAAACAAAGUAGGAAUCUCGGAAUCCUGCUUGGGAGAGGAAAGUGCGGGGUCAGCGGGGUCGUCGUCGUGUGAUGCCGGUUGGGCGAGGACGGUGGCCGAGAGCGUGAGACCAGUGAAAGUGGACAAACUGUCGGACUUGUCGUCGUCGUCGUCCUCAUCGUCGGGGGCAGUAAGCGGCCGACGUUGUAUACGAGGCAUCGAUCUGGUGCUCCAGGAUCAGGCUGAGGCCCUUGCCCAUAUUACGCGGCAGCUGAGCUCGUGCAGCAGCGACGGUGUCACGCAGGCCCACUCGCAGCACAGCAGCGCUCCCCUUACACCCUAUUGUAGCGACAGCAGCAGCAGUAGCAGCCACAUAAGCGCCCCUCGGGAACCCUCGGAAAACGACGAACGCCUGGACGACCCCAAUCACGUGUGUAUGAACGUCAACUGCAAAUGCUCGUUUGCGAGGGUCCGCUACUCAUAAUGGCAGGAAACAUGUCUCAUAGCUGUUUUGCUCCUUCCAUUCAGAGGCUUGAGUCUCGUAGGUGUGAUACUUAGCAAGCGACUCAAAAGUUGUGACCUCAGACCCCGUAAGUCACCAUCAAAUUUCGAUGGAGUUUUAAGUCUAUCAAAAUCCAUUUCCGGGAUCCACUUGUUGGGGAUGGGGUAGAAGAAAUGACCAAAGUUUGACAGCCGAAAAGUUAAAAAAAUACUAUAUUGCAACAGAUUAGUGGCAUAUGUCAGUGCAAAACACAAAUUAAUUACCAAAAUUGUAUCUUUUUAAAUGUGUGUGGUGUGGCUUUGGCUUGUCAACCGUGAGCCGAACGAAUUUUUUUUUUUUCACUUUUGUACACUUGUCAUCUUUUAAAGGUCUAGUAAAAGACUAGGUAAAACUCAGUAAACUAUUUCGUGACGUCACGUUUGUCCAUAGAUAUGCCAAAUUAAUAAACGGUCCCAGCUCUCCUAUUGGUUGUAACACAUCUGACGUCUGUGUUCUUGACAUCUUUCUGUGGUGGUGUUGCUUGAAGGCGUGGGUCUGUAGAUCAGGAGGGGCUGUUGGGCAACAGUAUGCACCCGAGACGACAGAAACAAUACUUGCAUUGUCUAUAACAGCAUUGAGCUUCACUCAUUAGAGAAAAAGCUUGUAUAUCAUUAGAUUUCUAAAUAAAAACAGCGCCCUAAUUUUAAAAUUUUGAGAUGAAUUAUGCGAGGUUUUCAUUAAAACAUUUAAUUUAAACAUUGUCAUAUCGCCCCUUGUAAUAAAACGCCAUAGGACAAAACAAGCCUCCAGCAAUGAACACGCAUGUCGAUACCUGAUAGGUAAAAAAUUCUGAGGUAUGUCCUUUAAAGAAACUAUUUCCUUCCGUCCAUAUUGUUUAGUAAAAGGGGACGUUCAGCUUAACGACAUACACACAGAUAUGAUCGCACACAAAGAGAACCCGAAAAAUUAUUAAUAUAUCGACUAUAUAGCAUGGUCAUAAUUUACAUACAUGUAUUUUAACCAUCUCUUUAUAUGAAUAGAUAUAUAUUUAUAAAGCCAUCACAAGCCUUUUAAAUAUACUUAUUUCAUCUUUAUAUGUGGAAGGUAGCUGUUGCAGCUUGAUUUACAGGUUUUCAAAUGAAUUGUGCACGCUGGCAGCAGCUUCUGGCUACAUAUCUUGUGCCUGAUAUGACAUGCUAUGGUAUGUUGAAUGCGUACCUGUUCUUUUUUUGUGUUAAGGGCCAUGAAUCUGCCUACAUGACCUGGAUAUUGCGCUAUAGAAGUUCAUUGUAUUAAUACUAUUAUUAUUUUCAUUUACCUAUCCUUUGAUGGUGCCAGCUGACGACCAGACAACAGUUGCUGGUCAUUGGGAUGAGCUUUUGUGAACGCAGUGACUGACAAGGCUCACCACUAAUUAAGCCCCCAUUUAGUAGCGGUAAUCAAUAGUAUGGCCAUUCUUUUAUAUUUGCUCGUCAUUUGUUUUUCUCUGUCCACCUCGAUGUUUAUCACCCUUCAGUUACCCUGACAAAAGUGUUUUAUUGGCUCACACGACCAAACCAGGCAAGACUGCGCUGCUUCAGUGUUACCACGUAGGAAAACCCACCAUAUGCUCCAUACUCAUUCAUUGAAAUUACGAUCUAUGUUGGAUGUUACAGCUGGUAGCAAACCUGAUGAUGUUGCUGCACCUAAACCUGUUCCUCACCAUUGCUAUUGGCAUGAUGCCAUGGUGAUAUUGAGCAGUUUGGAUAACUUUGGGUGCCACUUUGCUUAGUAGGCUAAUGGAUCUGUAGUCUUUGGCAAUGUGUAAUUUUUUUUUUCAGAAGGGGUAUGACUAGUAUUUGCAUCCUAUUUUUGUGUUCCUAUAGUUCUUGGCAAAGAAUAGUGAGGACCUUCAUUGUUUCUUGCCUUGCUCAGCUAAGACUUUUAUCAACUCCCGGUGACUUCCCUCCCUUUAGAGUGUGGGCAGCUCUCUCUCCCUUACAGGCAUUUUACAUACACCUAUAGGUGAACAGUUCUCAUUAGUUGUAAAGAUCUUUUGGUCAAAUAUGUGAAGAAACUUUGCAAAUCUUUACAUGGCCAUCAUAUAAUAAGAUUGAUAAAUAUAGCCUUGUAUUUAUGACAAAGUGUUUGGUUAAAAUUGCCUUUUAGGGAGGCAAUUGAUGUGAAAUCUUCCAUAUAGCAUACUGUUAUCAGGACAAAUAAAAUAUGAGUGAUCAAA